AAGAAGCCACUGGGUGUAACACCUUCUCAAGCCAACUAAGAGGAAAGAAGAAUAUAAACCAGCAUCUCAAACAACACACAAGCAGAAAAGAAGAAAAAGUCAACUAAAUAAUACAUUUUCAAAAAGUUUUGUUUAUUCCAGAAUGGGAAAGCCUAUUGUCCCUGUGGCCUUAGGAGUCCUCGGACUCAUUGGUGUCAUUGUUUGCUGCGCUGUUCCUCAUUGGAUUGUGGUGUAUGGCAAACUUCCCACCGGUGAGGUUGAACAGUUGGCUCAAUACGGCCUGUGGAAGUUUUGUAUGGUGCUGCUCAAUGAGCGGCUGGAGUGCGUGAAUUUUGAAGUCCCACCCAUAUUAGCCUCAACCUACCAUGCCACCAAAGCCAUGACUGUCAUCAGCUGCUUGCUCACCUGCCUCAGCCUCCUCAUCCUCCUCAUCCAACAUUUCGGUGCCAGCUGCAUCCCCUAUCUGCAGAAUGAAGAUGCAAAGCCUAAAAUCUACCUGGUGGUCGGGGUGGGCCUGCUGCUGGCUGGCCUUCUGGUGAUCAUCUCAGCCAUCUCGCUUCCUCAUGCCUUGGAGCAGUUUUUGAAGUCCAACCUGGAAGGAGGACGUAAAUCCUUUGUACUUGUCAAGGGAUCAUGCGUCUAUGUAGGUUGGAUGGCUGGUCUGCUACUGCUUCUUGAUGGAGGUCUGCUCUGCUUCUUCAGAAAGAAGACCACUCAGAUUGGGUCUGUCAAUAUCACCUUGUGCCGUUUCUUUUAAUAUUGAUCUGAUUGUAAAUUGAAAGGACAAGAGUCGUCUGAUUAAUUGAUGAUUAGUUUAUAUUUACGUAGAAAAAAAGUUUAUACUCGUAACGUGAUUUUGAAGUUAAAAUAGAUUAAAUUACUCAAAUUAUUGCCAUUUAAAUCCAGUUUUACAAUGUGAACAUAACGCAUUCAUGGAAUAUGUUUCUGGAAGCCAGUGUUUAUUUCUGUUGCUUAAUUGUUUUUUUGUUUUUUGUUUGUUUUUUCCCUAAAAAAAUAUGUAAACCACUUUUUUCUUUUUAUGGUUGACCUAUCAUUUAUCUAAAAUUUUAUUAAAUUACAUUAUAAAAAAUUUGAUAAACUUGGGGUAUGAAACUUCUUUAAACAGUAAAAAUGGCUUUAAAUCUUUUAGAGAAAUAGAAUUUGUGUGUACAAAGGGAUUUUUAUAUCAGGAUUAACAAUUAUUUGAACAUGUAGCCAACAUUUUAUUUAAAAUAAAAAUUUGAGGGGAAAACAGGAAUUUGAGUUUCAUAACAGGACUAACAAAAAUACACCAACCUUUG
This is a messenger RNA of Melanotaenia boesemani (Boeseman's rainbowfish), 1301 nucleotides long. RefSeq names its product claudin-4-like. Lineage: Eukaryota; Metazoa; Chordata; Actinopteri; Atheriniformes; Melanotaeniidae. Gene Ontology annotation, biological process: cell adhesion; bicellular tight junction assembly. Gene Ontology annotation, cellular component: plasma membrane; bicellular tight junction. The record is from RefSeq and is a predicted model, not a curated record. The coding region runs from base 143 to 757 and encodes 204 amino acids. The transcript is spliced from 3 exons. Gene Ontology annotation, molecular function: structural molecule activity.